GUAAAAUCCGCUCACACACACUCCUCAAAAGCCCUAAUCGUUUAUCAUAAUUCCUCAAUCCCGUCUUCAAGUAUCGCCGACGCCGCAGCACAAAGGAGGAGAAGAAGGAUCAAAGGCGCGACAACAAUGGCGACAGGUAAAACAGUGAAGGAUGUCUCUCCACACGAGUUCGUCAAGGCUUACGCUGCCCAUCUCAAGCGUUCCGGCAAGAUUGAGCUGCCUCUGUGGACAGACAUCGUCAAGACUGGUAAACUUAAGGAGCUUGCUCCAUAUGACCCUGACUGGUACUACAUCAGAGCUGCUUCCAUGGCUAGGAAGGUUUACCUGAGGGGUGGUCUUGGAGUUGGUGCCUUCCGUAGGAUCUAUGGAGGAAGCAAGAGGAACGGAAGCCGUCCUCCUCAUUUCUGCAAGAGCAGUGGUGGUGUUGCUCGUCACAUUCUUCAGCAACUCCAGACCAUGAACAUUGUUGACCUCGACACCAAGGGUGGAAGGAAGAUCACAUCAAGUGGUCAGAGAGAUCUCGACCAAGUCGCUGGAAGGAUCGCAGCUGCUGUCUAAAUCAUAGCGACUGAUGGUCAACUCCAAGUUUAAGGUUUAUGUUUGAGAUUUAGUAAUGGAAUGAGUUGCAUUUGAUGAAAACCAGUAGUAGAAUUCCCUCUCAUUUUUGUUUUGAUGAGUUUUCGUUUACAAAUUGCCUCUCUUUUUAUUCUCAGCGACUUAUGGCUUAUAUAUUUGAUUUCAUCUUUGACCUCCUUUCCUUUCUAUUUCAUGAAAUUAGUUAUCAAAAUUUUGAUAAUGGCUUGUUUAGGUUUUUACAUUUAAGCUCCUCGUUCUUCUUCAAAAUCAAAGUGUAGAAACAGAGAUUACCAAUAACUAAUUGUGAACGUUUCAAAGUUUUUAAAAUUUCUUGUAAACGGAGG
Messenger RNA from Arabidopsis thaliana (thale cress), 920 nucleotides. Its product is annotated as Ribosomal protein S19e family protein. Gene Ontology annotation, cellular component: ribosome. Gene Ontology annotation, biological process: translation. Gene Ontology annotation, molecular function: structural constituent of ribosome. The transcript is spliced from 4 exons. The coding region runs from base 127 to 558 and encodes 143 amino acids. The record is from RefSeq and is marked reviewed. Lineage: Eukaryota; Viridiplantae; Streptophyta; Magnoliopsida; Brassicales; Brassicaceae.